This is a messenger RNA of Passer domesticus (house sparrow), 4665 nucleotides long. It is a transcript of the gene JAK3, whose product is annotated as Janus kinase 3. Gene Ontology annotation, molecular function: non-membrane spanning protein tyrosine kinase activity; growth hormone receptor binding; ATP binding. Gene Ontology annotation, cellular component: cytoskeleton; membrane; cytosol. Lineage: Eukaryota; Metazoa; Chordata; Aves; Passeriformes; Passeridae. The record is from RefSeq and is a predicted model, not a curated record. Gene Ontology annotation, biological process: intracellular signal transduction; cell surface receptor signaling pathway via JAK-STAT; cytokine-mediated signaling pathway.
CCGGGGCUGGCACACGCCCAGCCCCGCGGUGGCACCGGGGACAGGACCGGGGCCAGGAAGGGCACUGCGGGUGGCAGCAAUGGGGGGCAGGGGGGGCUGGCAGCGCCCGGGCAGAGCAUCCCCCGUGCCUGUGGUACCCACGGCGCCAGCACCGGAGGGUCCCCGAGGGUCCCCGGAGUGUCCCUGGAGUGCCCAGAGGAUCUCUGGAGUGCCCAGACGGGUGCCCGGGGGUCCCAGAGGAUACUCAGGGGUGUCCAGAGUGUCCCCGGGGGUGUCCAGAGUGUCCCCGGGGGUGCCCAGACUGUCCCCGGGGGUGCCCAGAGGGUUACCAGGGGUGCCCAGAGGGUUCCCAGGGGUGCCCAGAGGGGUGCCCGGGGGUGCCCAGGUUCCAGCCCUUCACCCUCCGGACACCCCCUGGCUGUGCCCCGGGGUGUCGCACGCUGUCCCCCUCCCCUGGCAGGAAGCCGCCCGCCCAGGAGGCCUCGGGCAGGAAGGAAGUCACUCGGGGGUUUUUUAUCUCUCCUUCGCUCGCAGCCACCUACGCAGCCCCAGAGCCCCGACCUGGCAGCGCAGCCCCCCCGGGACCCCUCCCCAGGCCCGCAGAGCGCCCGCCAUGGCCCCGCUGGGCGAGAAGACGCCGCUGAUCGGGGGCCGCUCCUGCAGCCUCUCGUCGGCCGAGAGCGGCACCCUGCAGGUGCUGCUGUACCACCGGGCCCCCGCCCCGCCGCGGGCCCCGGGCAGCGCCGCGGGCACGCUCAGCUUCACCUUCGGCGAGUACACGGCCGAGGAGCUCUGCGUGCGCGCUGCCAAGGCCUGCGGCGUGCUGCCCGUGUGCCACCCGCUCUUCGCCCUGGCCACGGAGGACCUGAGCUGCUGGUUCCCCCCCAACCACGUGUUCACCGUGGACGAGUCCUGCAGCCAGGUCGUGGUGUACAGGCUCAGGUUUUUCUUCCCCAACUGGUGCGGACUGGGACAGUCCCACCGCUUCCAGCUGCUGAACGGCCAAGCCAGCCCCGUCCUGGAUUACCCCGUCAUUGAUUACCUGUUCGCCCAGUCCCGCAGUGAUUUCAUCGGGGGCCGCGUGGCCGUGGGGCUGAGCCUGCCCACGCAGGAGCAGUGCCUGAGCCUGGCCGUGCUGGACAUGCUGCGCAUCGCCAGGGAGCAGCGGCAGAGCCCCGCGCAGGUCUGCAGCCACGUCAGCUACAAGUCGUGCCUGCCGGCGCCGCUGCGCUCGCAGAUCCAGCAGCACAACUUCGUCACCCGCAAGCGCCUCCGGCGCCGCUUCGGCAAAUCGCUGCGGCGCCUGGGGGGCUGCCAGGCGGACGGGCCCCACCUGAAGCUCAAGUACCUGCUGGACCUGGAGCGGCUCCAGCGCCACCGCAGCGAGGAGAUUUUCCACGUGCGCUCGCCCGGAUCCGCGGCGCCCGUCACCAUCCACGUGUCCGGUGACGGCGGCGUGGCCUGGAGCUGCGGCGGCUCCGAGAGCAGCCAGCACUUCUGCGACUUCCCCGACAUCGCCGACAUCAGCAUCAAGCAGGCGCCGAGUCGCGACGGUGGCGCCGUGGAGAACCGGCUGGUCACCGUCACCAAGGCGGACAACCGGGUCCUGGAGGUGGAGUUCGCCACGCUGCGGGAGGCCCGGUCCUUCGUGGCUCUGCUGGAUGGGUACUACCGGCUGACGGCGGAUGCCCAGCACUACUUCUGCAGGGAGGUGGCACCUCCGCGGCUGCUGGAGGACCUGGAGAACCAGUGCCACGGGCCCAUCAGCGCCGAGUUCGCGGUGAGCAGGCUGGAGGCGGCCGGGGGGGCCCCGGGGCUGUUCCUGCUGCGCCGCAGCCCCCAGGACUUCGACAGUUACCUGCUGACCGUGUGCGUGCAGACCCGCUCCGGCCGGGAUUACAAGCGGUGCCGGAUCCGCCGGGACGAGGACGGGCACUGGUGGCUCUCGGGGGUGGCGCGGAGGUUCGGCAGCCUGCGGGAGCUGCUGGGCACCUACGGGCACCGCGGGCUGCAGGCGGAGGGGGCACCCAUGCGCCUGGAGCUGGCCUGUCCCCCCCGGCCCAAAGAGAAGUCCAACCUGCUGAUCGUUCGCAGCGGGGUGCCCUGUCCCCCCGGGUCCCCCCCCGUGGCGCGGCGCCGCAGCCUGCACCAGAUGAUGUUCCACAAGAUCGACCCCCAGAGCCUGACACGGGGCGAGAGCCUGGGCCAGGGCUCCUUCACGCAGAUCUACAAGGGCGUCAAACGGGAGCAGGACGAGGAGGACGGGCCCCGCCAGACCCCGGUGGUGCUCAAGGUCAUGGACAGCGGCCACCGCAACUGCCUGGAGUCCUUCCUGGAGGCCGCCAGCACCAUGAGCCAGCUGUCCCACAAGCACCUGGUGCUGCUGCACGGCGUCAGCCUCGGCAAGGACAGUGUGAUGGUGCAGGAGCACGUGCGGCACGGGCCGCUGGACCUGUACCUGCGCAAGCACCGCGGCGCGGUGACCACCGGCUGGAGGCUGACGGUGGCCAAGCAGCUGGCCUACGCCCUCAACUACCUGGAGGACAAGAAGAUCCCGCACGGGAACGUCUCUGCUAAGAAGGUUCUGCUGGCCCGGGAGGGGGACAUGGCUGGGGGGAGCCCCCCCUUCAUCAAACUCAACGACCCCGGGGUCAGCGUCACCGUCCUGGCCCGGGACAUGCUGGUGGAGAGGAUCCCGUGGGUGGCCCCCGAGUGUGUUAGUGACCCUGGGAGCCUGGCACUGCCAGCUGACAAGUGGGGCUUCGGAGCCACCCUCUGGGAGAUCUUCAGCGGGGGGAACAUGCCCCUGAGCCUGCUGGAGCCCCAGAAGAAGCUGGAAUUCUACCGGAGCCGCCAGCAGCUGCCGGCCCCGCGCUGGCCGGAGCUGGCGGCGCUGGUGGCGCAGUGCAUGGAGUACGAGCCGCCGCGCCGGCCCUGCUUCCGCGCCCUCAUCCGCGACCUCAACAGCCUCGUCACCUCCGACUACGAGCUGCUCUCGGACCUGUCCCCCGCGGAUGUGACGCUCCGGGGCGGCUUCUGGGGACGCGAGUCCCUGGCCAUGAGCCAGGACCCCGAGCACUUCCAGGAGCGGCACCUCAAGUACAUCUCGCUGCUGGGCAAGGGGAAUUUUGGGAGCGUGGAGCUGUGCCGCUACGACCCCCUGGGUGACAGCACGGGCGAGCUGGUGGCGGUGAAGAAGCUGCAGCAGGAUUCGGCCAAGGAAAUUCGGGAUUUCGAGCGGGAGAUCCAAAUCCUGCACUCGCUGCAGCACGACUUCAUCGUCCGGUACCGGGGCGUUUGCUACAGCCGGGGGAUGCGCGGGCUGCGGCUGGUGAUGGAAUUCCUGCCCAACGGCUGCCUGCGGGAUUUCCUGCAGAAGAACCAGCCCCGCCUGGAGCACAGGACGCUGCUCCUCUACGCCUGGCAGAUCUGCAAGGGCAUGGAGUACCUGGGGGCGCAGCGCUGCGUGCACCGGGACCUGGCCAGCAGGAACAUCCUGGUGGAGAGCGACAGCCACGUCAAGAUCGGCGACUUCGGGCUGGCCAAGCUGCUCCCGCAGGACAAGGAUUACUACGUGGUGCGGGAGCCCGGCCAGAGCCCCGUUUUCUGGUACGCUCCGGAAUCCCUGGCUGACAACAUCUUCUCCUGCGCCUCCGACACCUGGAGCUUCGGGGUGCUCCUCUACGAGCUCUUCACCUACAGCUCCAAGAGCAAGAGCCCCUCGGAGGAAUUCCUGCGGAUGAUGGGCACCGCGAGGCCGCCGCAGAUCAUCUGCCACCUGCUGGAGCUCCUCAAGGACAACCGGCGGCUCCCGGCCCCCGCCGGCUGUCCCUCGGAGGUGUACGCGCUGAUGAUGAGCUGCUGGGCCUUCGCCCCCGGCUCCAGACCCACUUUUGGGGAGCUGUCCCCCAAAAUCGAGGCUCUGCGGGAUGGGCGGAGCAAAACUCGGGGGUAGCGCCCCCCCCAGAGUGGCACCGGGACCCCCAAGCCGCGGUGAUGCUGCCCUGUGCUUUGGGGGGGCACUGAGGGGGGACACAGCCCCCAGCCCCCCUUUCCCACAUCACAGCCCCCCUCCCAUCCCUUCGGCUUUUCCCCCUUUUUUCCUUGCCCUCCCCCUCCAUGGCAGAAUUGGGAUGGGAAUAUGGGAUUUAUGGAGAUACGGGAUUUAUGGAAAUAUGGGAACACAGGAUUUAUGGGAUUUAUGGGAAUGUGGGAAUAUGGGAUUUAUGGAAUUAUGGGAAUAUGGGAUUUAUGGAAAUAUGGGAUUUAUGGAAAUAUGGGAAUAUAGGAUUUAUGGGAUUUAUGGGAAUAUGAGAUUUUGGGAAUAUGGGAUUUAUGGAAUUAUGGGAAUAUGGGAUUUAUGGAAAUAUGGGAAUACAGGAUUUAUGGGAUUUAUGGGAUUUAUGGGAAUAUGGGAUUUAUGGGAAUAUGGGAUUUAUGGAAUUAUGGGAAUAUGGGAUUUAUGGGAAUAUGGGAUUUAUGGGAAUAUGGGAUUUAUGGAAUUAUGGGAAUAUGGGAUUUAUGGAAUUAUGGGAAUAUGGGAUUUAUGGAAAUAUGGGAUUAUGGGAUUUAUGGGAAUAUGGAAAUAUGGGAAUAUGUGAUUUAUGGGAAUAUGGGAUUUAUGGGAUUUAUAAGAUUUAUGGGAUUUAUGGGAAUAUGGGAUUU